This is a messenger RNA of Frieseomelitta varia, 2885 nucleotides long. RefSeq names its product zinc finger protein BALDIBIS (gene Asciz). The record is from RefSeq and is a predicted model, not a curated record. Lineage: Eukaryota; Metazoa; Arthropoda; Insecta; Hymenoptera; Apidae. Gene Ontology annotation, cellular component: nucleus. The transcript has 3 exons. Gene Ontology annotation, molecular function: DNA-binding transcription factor activity, RNA polymerase II-specific; transcription cis-regulatory region binding. Gene Ontology annotation, biological process: regulation of transcription by RNA polymerase II. The coding region runs from base 172 to 1812 and encodes 546 amino acids.
GAAUUAAUUAGUAAAAUCUGAAUUUUAUAAAAAUUUUGAUAACAAUUUGAUAAAACAUACAAUGCAUUGAAAAAAAUAUAAACAAAUGUAUCUUUAGAUCGAUUGGACCCUCCACAGUCACUUAAAUGGUAGUUUAUAUAUAUGGUAAGUGCCGCGAGAAAAUAACCUCUAAUGGAAAGCAUAAAACCGGUAGAAAAUAUCUCGAAAUGUAUCAAAACUAUUUGUCCAUCACCAGAGGAACUUAGUGUCAUAACAAAUAAUGUAAAGUGCGAUAAAUGCGGGCUCGUAUUUAAAAAUGGACCGAGGUAUCGUUUACACGAUCUUAAAGUACAUCAACGUAAAAAUUUAGAUAAAACAAUAAAAGAAAAUGUACAAUAUCAUUGUCCGGUAGAAUCUUGUAUUUAUGCUCCAAAAGCUGAAAGACAUUUUAGUACUAUGAAAUAUCUUAAACAGCAUUAUCUUAAGGUACAUGCAAAAAAAACAUACGCAUGUACUCGUUGUGAAAAAAGUUUUUCUACUGAAUCAGCGAAAGAAGGUCAUAUGAGGAUAUGUGGAAUUGAAUUUGCAUGUUCUUGUUCAAAAACUUAUACGUCCUAUGAAGCCUUGCUUACACAUGCAAAACGAGCUUUACAUACAAUAAAUGAUAAAUAUAAAAAUUCCUUGAAACGCACAAAUUCUAAAACAAUGAGAUUGAUUUUAUCAACUAGUCAAACUGAAAUAAAUAAACUAGUUACAAUACUACCAACAAAUCAAAAUGAAAAUAGAAUAUCUAAUUGUAAUAAUGAUUCCACGCAGAAAUGUACAUCAGAUAUUGGUAUACAAACUGAGGAAUACAAGAAGAACAAAAGAAUAUCAAGUCCAUUAAAGCAUGUUAACAAUAACGGAAAGCGUGGAAUAUCUAAACAAACACAGACAAGUGUCUCUCAAAGAAUUAGACAAAAUGUAAUGUCCAUGGAAACACAAACACAAGCUUCACAAACAUUUAAGAAUUCGCUAAAGCCUCAGAAAGAUGGAAAAAAUUCUGUAUCUCAAAAUUCUGAUUAUACACUGUUAAAGGAAGACCUUAAUCUUGGCAACUUUACAGCCUCAAAUUUAUUUCCUAGUAGUCCAUUACCACUUCGUCAUGAUGAUGGAUUACAAGAUUUUUGGGAAGAUAAAAGUACAUCAGGCACUCAAACAAUACCUGAAAAAGACAUGUUUGAAGUUCUCAAUGAUAAUGUUACUCAGACAGAGUUUGAAACAUUUUAUGAUCAUAGUACAAAUCCAUUAAUACAGUGUACUCCAAAGAGUACAGUUGCUUUGAUGACUUUACCUUAUGUUGAAGAAACGUCGACCGUUGUUGAAGGAUAUUCCUUUGUAUCCUCAAAUAGCAUGUCACGGUCAGAUCCCAUGCUUACAGAUAAAACUUUUGAUGAUAAAUUUAGCAGUAUAGAAACUCAAACUGAACAAGCUUAUUCACAAUCAUUUUUUGAUUCAGAUCCUUUAACCAGAUCAUUCGCUCUAAGUUCUACCAUUGAAACACAAACUACAAAUAAUCUUGAUAACAUGGAACAGCUAUUAUAUAGUAAUACAUGCACACAAACAUGUAAUGAAAUACUACCGACUGAUCUAGGAUUAUCUAACAUUCAAACACAAACACCUUGGACUCAACUCGAGGACACUACUGUUUCUGCUGAAACGCAGACAAAAUCCUUGAUAUGUGAAACAGGUUGCAAUAUUUCAAUAGGUGCAUGUCGUUCCUGGUUGAGUACUCAAACUAGUCACACUGAAACACAAACUGAUUUACUUAGUAUUUUUGAAGGUCUUCAAUAAUAAAAUAUUCAAUCUUUGUACAUAUGGCAGUAUAACAAUUGAUACUUAGGAAAACUAUUUUAAGUUUAAAUCGAAAAUAAUUUGUAUUUGAUAUUGCAAAUGAGAUUAUUUUUCUGUAUUGUUAUUUCGUAUUUUGGUAUUUUUUAUAUUUUGUUAUAAAUUAUUUAAAUUCUUAUAUAUGUGCAAUUUGUUAAUGGAACAUUACAUGUAUCGAUCAAGAACUGCAUAUCUUUAAAAAGAAUCUUUAAAUGUUUUAAAUUUACUGUAUUGUACAGUAUCCAUUGCCACAAUCUUAAACUAUAUAUUAUUUCCAGAAUGAGAAUAAACACAAUGCAGGCAAUGUAAUUCUGUUACAUGUAAUUAUUAAAAUUAUUAAUUUAAAACUUGCACAAUGAAGACUAUUAUUAAUAUUGAAUUUAAAUUUUAAGGGGGCAAAUAAGCCUUGAAACUUUUUUUCUAACUGAGAUAUAAUGUGAUUUCAAGUAAUAUAUUACAAAUAAAUUAAAUUAAUAAAGUUCAAGCCAUAUAACAGAUACAAGCUAUUGCAUUUCGAAAUAAACUAUAAAUAUAAAAUAUAAAAGUGUAUAAGUAAUUUUCACUUAUAAACAUUGAUCUAUAAAUUUUACGAUAAUUUUAUGACAUAUAUUAUAAAGAUAAAAUAUUUUAUUAUAAUAUACAAUAUAUGGUUUUGAAGUUUUUAGCUUAAUUAUUUUUUAAUAUAUGUAACCAAAAUUAUGAUUUUUAAAUUGAAAUAUUUGCAAUUGUUUAUGUGUCACAUACAAAGGUAAUUUUUAAAAGUUUAAUUAUAUAUGUAUUGUUACUAUACAUUGUUGCUUCAAAAAACAUUUGUGAAUUUGUAUAAUUACAACUUUGUUUGAAAAAAGAUUAACAUUUCUGAGACUCAAGAGUCAUAUACCCCCUUAAAUAGAAAAAUAUGUGAAGAAUCUUGUCUGCUUCAAGUGUAAUUGUUUAACUGAUAGUUUCAACAUUUACAAAGAAAUAGAACAUGUAAUUUGAACUGUACACGUAACAUUGUUACAAUAACUAUUAAAAUAUUGUUUUUCUUUUAACAA